AUGGGAACGCACUCACUUCGCGCGACUGGCCUCCCUAUCUCACAUUCGACAUCAUACCACCUCUUGAGGGCUCGUUUGUCUGUGGAAGGACCACCGGCCGCGGGAUUUGGCUCACAGUCCGCCUGGUGGAUUCCUCCAAGACCAGCGACAAGUGUAACCAGAUCGACGCCUAUAUUUCUGAAGGCUGCAAGAAAGGCCAGACGCCCUUACAAGUUCAUGAACAUCAUCUGGGUCUGCCCUGACGAGGUGCGUCUUACCGUCCCUAACGCUGUGAAUCAGAACCUAGCUGGCGGCAAGUUCAUCUUCGUGGGAGACGCCGACUUUCCUCCCGGGCACGAGCGCACCAUAGCGAUGUUGAAUGUCACGGACGCUGGUCACGAUCCGCCGAUCGCCAUCACCAAUGUACAGGUCAUGGUGGGAUAUGACGGUUCUAACCAAGGCAAGCCAGCCACUAACUACUUUGUAUGUGAGCGAGGGAUUCUCAGACAGCCGAUACAUAUGGCGGUCCCCUAA
Messenger RNA from Cladophialophora carrionii CBS 160.54, 513 nucleotides. RefSeq lists its product as uncharacterized. The coding region runs from base 1 to 513 and encodes 170 amino acids. NCBI's taxonomy places the organism in Eukaryota, Fungi, Ascomycota, Eurotiomycetes, Chaetothyriales, Herpotrichiellaceae. The record is from RefSeq and is a predicted model, not a curated record. The transcript has a single exon.